AUGGGAAAUUGUUCUUGCUCAAAACCCAGCGAAACAACUGACUCAAUUUCUUACUCCGAGUAUCUUUCUAUUAAAAUCAAAGAAAAAGACUUCUCAGGCAGAGUCAUUCAAAAUGAAAAGGUCGAAUUCAAAGUAACUUUCCCUGCCUUUCAGCAUUCCCAAGAAAUUCAGUUAAGCCCUUAUAAAUUUUUUAUAUCAGGAUGUGUCCUUCCAGGACUAGACCCCAGAGGUAUGAUGGACAAAGAAUGCCAAGACAACCUUUUCUUCAUCGAAAAAGAAUCCUCAAUCCUUGCAGCACUAUUUGACGGCCAUGGUCGUGAAGGCUUAAAAGUAGUCGAAUUCUGCAACAAAUUCAUGAAGGAAUAUUUCCAAGCCAACAUUGCAGACUUUAAAAACAACCCUGAAGAAUCUGUAAAAAAAAUCAUCAUAGAAUGCGAUAAUGCUUUAAAUAAACCAAAUAGCAGAGUUGACUAUUCCAUAUCAGGGACAACUGCAGUCAUAGCUUAUAUAGACACCACAGGGCUAUAUGUCGCCUCCGUUGGAGACUCCAGAGCAGUUUUAGCUACCGUCCCUACAAAAAAUGAAGAAGUAAAGCAGCCGGCAAAAAUUGACAAAAAUAACCUAUAUAAGAGGUUUAUAGAGCCAGGGAGGGUUUUAAAUGCAUUAGCCUUAACAGUAGACCAGAAACCAAACCAUCAAGAAGAACUGGAAAGGAUUCAGCAGUCUGGAGGAAAAGUGCAACAACUUACUGAUGAGAGAGGAAAUAAAGUAGGGCCUUAUAGAGUAUGAAAAAAGAAUGGGACGUUGCCUGGACUUGCGAUGAGCCGGUCUAUAGGUGACGGGAUCGGUAAAGAAUGUGGCGUCAUCGCUACCCCAAUUUUCCAUUUUUUCCAAAUUUUCCCUGGAAAAGACCAAUUUAUUGUUAUGGGUAGUGAUGGGGUCUGAGAUGUCAUGGAAAAUAUUGAGGUCGUCAAUUUUGUGGAAAAAUUCAGGUCAAGGUCAUGCAAAAUGGUGAGAAAAGAAACAGUUUAUCCAGUCUCAGUAAUUUUUAUAUAGCCGGAAAACUCAACUCCUGCACACUUAUUAGCGGAAGAGUCAAGAUAUAGAUGGUAUGGGAUCUGUGAAGACGAAGACGUCAUGAUUGAUGAUAUUUCUGUAAUUGUUAUCGAAAUAAGCUCGUUAAUGCCAAGUUCAAGCCUAAAUAAUUUAGAUCUGGAGGACAGGAGGACUGUUAGGCUUAACAGUUUACUCCCUUGUGAAAAGAAAAAAUUAACGCAUUAAUCAAGGUUUUUUGGUAUUUUUUUUUAAAAUUCUAAUUGCUAAUAUUGUAGAUAAAAAUCCAAUUUAAAAUAUAAUUGGCUAGAGAUUUGUAUACAAAUAUUUUUUAUAAAAUUUGGCUGCUCAUAUGAAUGGCUUCUUAUGAUUUUAUAGAAUCAUGGAGAGGGGUGAGUUAGGGAAUAUUCCUAAUGAGGCUACGAAAAUGCAGCCUGGGACAGCAAGAAGUGAUGCAGUGAGAGGUAGCUUUAUUCCAGCUAAGGAUCCUAAAGCAAAAAAAGCAAGGAUUGAUGCUAAAAGGGGGUCUUAUUUGCCGGUGGGGAGUGAGGAGGAAAGCCAUGAAACAUUAGAUGGUGUGCCAUUUGUAGAAGAAGAAAAAAAGCAAUAA
This is a messenger RNA of Blepharisma stoltei, 1663 nucleotides long. The record is from the annotation of a GenBank genome assembly. NCBI's taxonomy places the organism in Eukaryota, Ciliophora, Heterotrichea, Heterotrichida, Blepharismidae.